This is a messenger RNA of Coffea eugenioides, 492 nucleotides long. Its product is annotated as protein Brevis radix-like 3. NCBI's taxonomy places the organism in Eukaryota, Viridiplantae, Streptophyta, Magnoliopsida, Gentianales, Rubiaceae. The transcript is spliced from 2 exons. The record is from RefSeq and is a predicted model, not a curated record. Bases 1 to 492 code for a protein of 163 amino acids.
AUGUUGACUUGUAUAGCUUGCUCUAAGCAACACCUCAAUGCCGCAUCUCUUCCCCAACCCCAGCAUGAUGAUGACGACGACGCCGCCGCCGCCGCUAUUUCCACUCCCUCCACUAGACAAGCCAUCAAAGCCCUCACUUCUCAAAUCAAGGACAUUGGAAUAAAGGCUUCGGGUACGUACAAGAACUGCAAGCCCUGUUCUGGCUCUUCCAACCACCACAAUAACCACGGGGAUGACUACGCCGAUUCCGAACCCGGCUCUGUCUCCGGCCGCUAUCACUUCUCCUACGCUAGAGCUGCUGCUGGUAGCUCCAAUUCUAUGCCAAGGCGGCCCUGGGGCAAGGAAAUGGAAUCUAGAUUGAAAGUGCUUUCCAGCAGCGAAACCACGCCCGCCUCCGUCAGUGGCUGGACAGAGUCCGUUGUGUUUAUGGAAGAAGACGAGCCCAAGGAAUGGGUCGCUCAGGUCGAGCCUGGCAUCCUUAUCACUAAUUAA